Exophiala bonariae is the source of this 645-nucleotide messenger RNA. RefSeq lists its product as uncharacterized. Lineage: Eukaryota; Fungi; Ascomycota; Eurotiomycetes; Chaetothyriales; Herpotrichiellaceae. The transcript has 3 exons. The record is from RefSeq and is a predicted model, not a curated record. Bases 1 to 645 code for a protein of 214 amino acids.
AUGGCAGGACUCGGACUACGCGGGGCUGCUCUUAUCACCGGAGCAGGUGGUGCUCUCGGUCGGGCAAUUACUCUGCAAUUUGCGCGCGAUGGUGUGCGACGUAUCGCUGCUUUGGAUCUUUCAGAUAAAGGAUUGACGGAAACGGCUGAGGCCUUGAAAUCUGAAGUCCCAAACGUGGAAUUUUUGCCGAUAUCGGUCGACAUAGGCGAUGAGGAGCAGGUCAUUCGUGCUUUUGGGUCGACCGUGAGUAAGUUUGGGAGGAUCGACUACGCGAUCAACAAUGCGGCAAUUGCUGCUCCCUUCCUACCAACAGGCGAGACAACGAUUGCGGACUUUGAAAGGGUCCAGAGAGUCAAUCUCAGGGGAACGUGGCUCUGUGAAAGGGAAGCGCUGAAACAAAUGGUGAACCAAGAACCCCUGGAGGCGCUCUUUAUCGAUACCCCAUUGGUCACACCCGUGAUACGAACACUACUCGGUCCACAAAUUGACAGGACUCCAAUGGGCCGAUUGGCGAACCCGGAAGAGAUCGCUGACGCCGUGGUCUAUUUGGCAAGUGACAGGGCUAGCUAUAUCACGGGCUCAGUGCUGUCGGUAAGUCUGACACUCAGGAGCCCUCGAGCCGAUGCUGAUCCUCAGUUUAGGUAG